AUUUUGUUUACUUUUCCUUCUGUUUUCUAUAACACAUUUUUUUUUCGUUUCGUUUUGUACUUUAUAACCCUUCCCUCAUAUCACGUCUCCCAUUUGUUUUGUUUCCAAGCUCAUCUGAAACACCCACACAGUAAACACGAUCCACAUGUCUGAAGAAUUGGCCCAAGCAACAAAGGAGCUGUCCUUGGAAUCGCAAACCGUCGUCGACAGCAAGACCGAGUUUGACGUCAAGCAUCCGCUCAACUCGAGCUGGACACUAUGGUAUACGAAAUCGCAGAGCAAGGACUCCAACGAGUCGUGGGCGGACCUGCUGAAGCCUGUGAUCACCUUCUCCACCGUGGAGGAGUUCUGGGGAAUCUUCAACUCCAUCCCACAGCCAGGGGAGUUGCCACUAAAGGCUGAUUAUCACUUGUUCAGAGAGGGAAUCAGACCGGAGUGGGAAGAUGUCCAGAACUCCGAAGGUGGUAAGUUCACCUUCAGUUUCAACGAGAAAUACAACGUCGACAUCAACGACAUCUGGCUCAAGACCUGCUUGGCGCUUAUUGGUGAGAUGUUGCAGGACGAUGAGAACGAGGUGAACGGUAUUGUGUUCAGUAACAGAAAGAUGGUGUACAGAGUUGCCCUAUGGACCAAGUCAACCAACAAGAAGAACUUGUUCAGCGUUGGUGAGAAGUUCAAGGAGGUGCUCAAGACGGACGAUUUGAUCGAGUUCUUCUCGCACAAGGGCGCUGACCAAAGAAACCCAAAGCCAAUGAUGAUGAUCUAAUCCUUAUAUACGAUUUGAUUAUGGGAAUAGCUAUGCUUUUUCGUACUCUCUUCUCUUUAC
Messenger RNA from Williopsis jadinii, 826 nucleotides. Its product is annotated as eukaryotic translation initiation factor 4E. The transcript has a single exon. Gene Ontology annotation, molecular function: RNA 7-methylguanosine cap binding; translation initiation factor activity. Gene Ontology annotation, biological process: translational initiation. The coding region runs from base 146 to 766 and encodes 206 amino acids. Gene Ontology annotation, cellular component: eukaryotic translation initiation factor 4F complex. Lineage: Eukaryota; Fungi; Ascomycota; Saccharomycetes; Phaffomycetales; Wickerhamomycetaceae. The record is from RefSeq and is a predicted model, not a curated record.